AAUCUAUGUGUAACCAGUGUCUUAUAACACGGGCUCAGCAGAAUACCAAGAAUUGAAUUCAUUUGGACUUGGACCUUGUGUUUUAGACAACUGCGUCGUAACAUAUGGAUACAGAUUCUGUAUACGGAUUGGAACAAGAGCAAGAUAUACACUAUGAUUCAAGUAUACAUCCAUCUUCUCGUCAUCAUGACGAGUGCGGUGCUAUCGUCAUGCUACUGCCCCGAUGAACUGAUCCACGGUAUUGGUCCGUGCUCCUUCCGCAUCCACUGCACCGGUGACAUCCGAGGAGUUCGCCUCCCCAUCGAGUGCACCGAAGCUACCAACUUCCCCGUCAACGUUGAAGUCACCAUCACUGACGCCGUCGACAGUUUCGACGAAACCACAGACUUAGAAUUCCUCAAUACAAUCACCAGCCUCAAAAUGACAGGACAAUGGCAACACGCUAAACUAACCCUGCUCUCCUACACUACCAAACUACAAAACUUAGUACUCGUCAACAACUGCAUCCAGAACAUAUCAGGUGGACCCUUCUAUUACUUAAACAGUCUCAUUACUCUUAAUCUGUCACACAAUAGGUUAACUGACAUUUCUGAACUCUUCCAAUUCGAAAAUCAACCAAAUAAACUUAAAGUACUCUCACUUGCAUACAAUGCUAUCGAGAUGUUACCAGGUGACGCUUUCGGUGAACUAUCCUCUUUGGUAGAACUUGAUCUGUCAUUUAAUGCUAUUUCUGAUUUAACUGAGGAGCCAUUUUUCAAUCUUACUAAACUAGAAAAGUUAAGAUUGAAUAAUAACAGAAUCAAGGAUUUGAAUGGUGCUGUAAACAGUUUACAAAACUUGAAACAUCUGUAUUUGAGAGGCAAUUCUAUACAACGCAUAAAUGAAGAGUCACUCAUGAUUAUUAAACACUUAGAAACCUUUGAUAUUUCAUGGAACCAGUUGGAACAAAUUGAGCCGAUCAUGUUCUCAAGGCACUGGAACCAUUUCGGUAACCAUUCCUUUUGUAAAAUCAUUCUCACUGGUAAUCACAUUACUAAUUUACCAAACGCAACUUCCAAUGAGAUUUUUUCUAGAUUUGCCAGGAAUUUAGAAAAAAAUAUGAAUAUAAACAUAGUUACUGAACUAGAUUUAUCAUCGAAUGUGAUUUCAAACAUUGAAUACAACGCAUUCCAAUCCUUGAUGCGACUCGUUACUCUUGACUUAUCUAAAAACAAGCUCAUUGACUUUAGAGUCGACGCCAAUGAUCUCGCUGACAUCAAAUGCUUGAACCUGAGUGGUAACUACAUUUCCCAUUUGUAUUACGAAAGUUUCGUAUACAUGACAAACUUGCAGAACCUUGAUUUGUCUCACAACAACAUUAACUAUAUACCCGAUAUGACUUUCAACAACAAUUACAAUUUGAAAUAUGUUAACAUGACUUUCAACGAAAUUGCUAAACUUGAUAAUAUUUACAUAAGAAUGUUCCACCCGGAAGGUGGUAGCUUAGACCUUUCCAAUAACGGAUUGUUCAAGCUUCAUAUACCACACGGGGAAGGCAUAAGACUAGAGAAACUAAUAUUACGGUCAAAUAUUAUAUCAGAUCCAACACUAGUAGACCUUAGCCAUCAAACAGAACUGAAACAACUUGACAUGAGCGUCAAUCAAAUUGAAGAUCUGAACUCGACAUCACUCUUGCUACCCGAGUCGACCCUUAUGUAUCUAGACUUGACUUGCAACAAAAUACAAAGCAUAGGUCCGGCGACUUUCAAAAGAGUGCCCCAUUUGAAAACGCUUCGGCUGGGCAACAAUCAGUUGACGAAGUUAGAGUACGGAGCAUUCCAAGGUCUAACUGAUCUCUCGAACCUGGAUUUAUCCUACAACAGGAUUACUUAUUUAGAUUCAAAGUAUUUAUUGGACUUGAAGUAUCUACACGUGUUGUCUUUGAGAUCGAAUGACAUGAUUUUUUUGGACAUGAACAGUUGGUACGGGCACAAGGUUGAUUUGACGUUGUAUGUUGACAAUAACAACCUGACUUGCGAGUGGUUGGGACGGGCUUUGAAAGAUUACAACAACGGGUACACUAGAGUAAGACCUACAGCGUUGGUUGGUGGCAAAGGCAAGAAUACUUUAGAAGGUAUCCCCUGUAUAGCUGACGAGUCUGAGAGAUUAACCGGUGCUUCUCAAAACGUACUGGCUGACGAGCGUUUGUUGGUAACCAGUCAAAAGAUUCUAGAAGAGGUGCGGCAACAAAAUUAUUACUUUAGGAAGUUUUUUCAGCAACAAAUGGAAAAAUCGAAAGUUUUUCUCGCAUUUAGUCGCCAGUGUAACAAGAGAACGGACAUAGGAGUCAUUUAUAUAAACAGUUGUUAUUUUUAUGUUAAGAAAAAUAUUUUAUCUCUGUAUGACAUCAUAAUGGAGUAUCGAAUAUUUUUUUGCCUCAUCAUCGCGAACUUAAUAGCGACGUCACAGCAAUGCACUCAAGAGCUCGACUCUCAAGAAUGCCGCUACAUCCUACACUGCAUGGACUACUUGACUGACAAUUUCGGCUGGAACUACUAUCGACGCAAUUACCAUAGUAUGCCUGGAAUCGAUACCGCCGAAUGCCCCAGUUACGAAAGCAUAAACUACGCAGGAUAUCAAAUGUACCCCGUACAUGUUGUUAUACAGUCAGCACAGCACAAUCUUGGCUCACUUCCUUUAACCAGAAGAAGUGGCGACGAGCUACUACAUAUCGUAUACUCUUUAGAUUUAAGCAACAACAAUUAUCAACAUACUCCAGUCCUCAAAAGUAUGGAAAACCUUGCCGUUCUCAACAUGUCGCGGAACCAUUUAAAAACAGCUGUUUUGUCCAACAUGAACGUCUUAAGUAAGUUACGUGAAAUAGAUUUUUCGUACAACAGGAUAAGUGAUAUCAAAGUCGAGGCUUUCACGCAUCCUUACAAUAUGUUAAAAAAACUCAAUAUGUCACAUAAUUACUUGGUUAAGAUUCCCGAUGCUGUUUUUGAUAAAAUUGAUGAUCUGCAAACGUUAGAUUUGUCGCACAACUACAUUGAAGGUCUGAGUCCGUUUACCUUCGAAGGCAGCAGGAGUCUGUUACAUCUCAAUUUGUCCAACAACAGAUUAACAGACAUCAAUUCCUCACUCUUCAGAUUCAGUGAGCUAAAAGUUCUAAGCCUCAGUGGCAACAGAAUAAAAGAUCUAAAAGAAAGCGACUUUGAAAAGUUAAACAAACUUGAGAUUCUUGAUUUGAGUUCAAACUCUAUCAAAACAAUAGGUUUUAAUGUGUUCCAAAAUAUGGUUCUGUUGUACAGUUUAGAUUUAAGCCAUAAUGAGUUAGAAGUUGCGAACAAAGAUGCGUUUGCUAAUUUGAGAUCUUUAAGUAUUAUCAAUCUCUCGACGAAUAAACUGAAGUCUCUGCCUAAAGACUUGUUCAAAAAUAAAACAAUCAAGGAGUUUUCAGUUAGUGAAAAUAUAUUAGAAGGUUCGCUAUCAAGGGGCAUGUUUGAAGGUAUCGACGUAACCACAUUGGAUUUAAGUUUUCAAUUAUUGACGGCAAUAGAAGAUUACGCUUUCAAAGGUCUUGUAAAACUUGAAUCUUUGUAUCUCAAUAACAAUGAUAUUUCUUCACUAUCGAACAUGUGCUUUAAGACAUUAACUGGUUUGACACUGCUGGAUUUAUCUAACAACAAAAUCGCUAGCAUUGACUUCGACAAGGCGGACCUGACAUAUCUUCAGACCUUGUUUCUGAGAAAUAAUCAACUGGUGCAAAUAAAACACGAACACUUUCAAAGUUUAAGUAGUUUAGCAUUUUUGGAUGUAUCCCAAAACGCCAUUGCCCAGUUGGAACCGAGUUCGUUCGUAUCGUUGAGAAGUCUGAUCAGUUUGCGACUGUCUAAUAACCCUUUGUCGGGGACAUUACAAACUGACACAUUCAAUGGCUUAGUUUCAUUGCCCAGCCUUGAUAUUUCUGGCAAUUUACUGACAACUGUGCAAAACGCAUCAUUCAACGAAAUGAGUGAAUUAAAAGAACUGAACAUGUCACAUAGUAAAAUUAAAGAUUUACAAUAUAACGUUUUUGCUCACACUGGGUAUAUUGAAACGCUUGAUCUAUCGUAUAAUGAACUAGAAUACUUCUCUGUGAACAUGACAGAUUUAGUAGGAUUAAGCGCUCUAUUUUUAAAUAAUAAUUUAAUCAAAGAAAUUUCUUCUACCACAUUGUAUGGAAUAUCAGGCUUAACUAAAUUGAACUUAGCUUCCAACUUAAUAGAAAACAUUCACAAUGAAUCAUUCAACAGUCUGAUUGAAUUGCGUUGCUUAGAUCUUUCCUAUAAUGAAAAACUUCAGUUCAGGAGUACAUUGUUGGAAAAAAUGAAAAGUUUAGAUAUUUUAAAACUAUCCGGGAUCAAAACUGCUGUUCAUUUCACUCAGUUUGACGAAUCAACAAUUACUGAAGUAGAGAUAGCAGACGCAGGUCUAAAUAACAUAAGCGCUUUGAAUCUGAGCGCGUUCACUCACAUGAGUACUUUGGGAUUGAGGAACAAUAGUAUAUCGAGGAUAGACGUAGGAGCUUUCGCAGGAAUAAGCACUCUCAGAUAUUUAGAUCUGAGCUUCAAUAAAAUAUCCUUCAUCCAACCGGGAGCAUUCAAAGACAAUGAACUCCUAUUUUCAUUAAAUAUUUCUCACAAUUACUUAUCAGCUAUCAGUUAUGGAGUGUUUCGUGGCCUCAUCUACUUGGGUACUCUAGACAUGUCAUAUAAUAACAUCAAAGAUUUGCAAAGUGAAAGAUUUUAUGAAGUAAAAAGUUUAACUGAGCUGAUUGUUGAUCAUAACCAAAUUAAUUAUGUUAACGCCGAAGAAUUUUCAGGCUUAUCGAAGUUGAGUAUAGGAGACAAUCCAUUGCCUUGCCACAUUUUAGUAAUACUUAAGAAAAGAGGCGUUCCUUUUGAAAUAACAGCUAUUAAUAUUGAUGAACAUAGUAGUGAAAAUAUUGAUGGAAUAACCUGUAAUAAAGAUCAAGACCGUCCGAUUGUUAAUUCAACAACGACUAUCAGUGACGUCACUGAAAAGAAUGGGGUGCUUUUAGAUAUAAGAAACAUUUUGUAUAAUAUGAGCCAAAAUACUAACGUUCAGGAUAAUAAUGACCAUGCUAUAGAAAACUUAACAAAUGCUAUUGAAAAGUCUAACAUCAUAAUUAACGAAAACUUCGUACAGCUAGCUAACUUGACAUCCAAAGUAAUAGAUUCUAAUAACAAUACAAAUAUGUUGUUGAAGAAAAUAUUGAAUUCAUUGAAAGAAAAUACUGUGACUACUGUUGCCACUACGCCGUCAGUUCUUUUAGGCGUCAAUGGCUCUCAAAAUACAGAUUUGAUUCCAUACAUAAACAAAAUAAGAAAAGAAUUAGAAAAAACCAUAGCAGAUGAAAAGCAAAAUAUUAUGAAUGAAUUGGAAGGUAAAUUCUCUUUAAUUCAAUAUCAUACUGAAGCCAUGCCCACAAGUCCUAAUAACGAGAAAUUAGUUUCAACUACGGAAGCUUCAAAAUCUAUAUUUACGGAGACGUGUGUAGCAUUGAUAUUAUUAAUUUUAGUUGGUUUAGUGUUAUAUAAGUUUUAUAAGUCAAGAAUGUUUGUUAGAAGUCGAAUGUCUUAUAGUACUCGGGAGUUGCCGGGUGCCAUGGACAAUUCAACUCUGUAAUUAAGUUUGGACUAUGCUUAUGAAAAGCUACAUAAAUUGUACUCCAGUAGAAAUAUUGUAAUAGGUACCAAAAUUAGUU
Messenger RNA from Helicoverpa armigera (cotton bollworm), 5749 nucleotides. RefSeq lists its product as uncharacterized. The record is from RefSeq and is a predicted model, not a curated record. Gene Ontology annotation, molecular function: protein binding. Lineage: Eukaryota; Metazoa; Arthropoda; Insecta; Lepidoptera; Noctuidae. The coding region runs from base 154 to 5670 and encodes 1838 amino acids. The transcript has 6 exons.